Molecule: messenger RNA, 2239 nt
Organism: Podarcis raffonei (Aeolian wall lizard)
Lineage: Eukaryota; Metazoa; Chordata; Lepidosauria; Squamata; Lacertidae
Gene: B3GNT8
Product: UDP-GlcNAc:betaGal beta-1,3-N-acetylglucosaminyltransferase 8
Exons: 1
Coding region: 4-1302 (432 amino acids)
Cellular component (GO): membrane
Molecular function (GO): protein N-acetylglucosaminyltransferase activity
Source: RefSeq, a predicted model, not a curated record
AUAAUGAUUUUUAUUUUCCACCCCGUUCCUCAGCCCUUCCGAGCCUCACUCUCCCCUCUGUUCUUGCUUUCCAGGAAGGAGAUGAAACCUUCGCGGUGCAUCACCGUGGCUACUGCUUUGCUGAGUCUGGUUGCCCUCAAAGCCUACAUUGAGUGGACUGUGGAGGAGGCUGAGAGGGUCCCGACACCUCACGGGGGGCACGGCGUCCCGACCACGGCUCAGCCCUCCCAGGACGACUUGCCGGCCUUCACCCUGCAGCGCUUCAACGCCUCCUUGCACCAGCUGCGCCAGAGCAUCCCUCGGACGAACGCUUACUGGAACGAGAAGCAGCACCAGAUCUUCCAGGACUUGGACGAUGGGCUGGUGAACACCUCGUGGAACGACUGUUCCGCCGGUCCCGAGGCAGCAAGCCGGGUGGCCAAAAUCAGCGACUUCAGCUCCUAUCCAGAACUUUACAGGAACUUCCUCCUCUACGACGAAUGCCGGAACUUCUCUCUCUUGAUCAACCAAGCGGGCAAGUGUUCAGGCACCAAGAACCGCACUUUCCUGCUCUUGGCUAUCAAAUCUCUGCCGGGGAAUUUUGCCGCCCGCCAGGCCGUGCGGGACACGUGGGGGCGCGAGGGCGAGCCCGGAGGGUUGCCCGUCCGCACGGUCUUCUUGCUGGGCACGGCCCAGGGCCGCUUGGGGCCUCGGCUCCAGAACCUGGUGGAGUACGAGAGCCGGAGCUACGGCGACAUCUUGAUGUGGGACUUUGAGGACACCUUCUUCAACUUGACCCUGAAGGACUUCCUCUUCCUCAGCUGGACCGCGGAGUACUGCCGGGAGGUGCGCUACGUCCUCAAGGGGGACGACGACGUCUUCAUCAACACGCCCAAGGUCUUGGAGUACCUGGGGUCUCUAGACGCCAACAAGAUGCUCUACACGGGCCAAGUGGUGGCCAACGCUUCGCCGUUCCGCGUCCGCCGGAGCAAAUACUACGUCCCCGAGUCGUAUUACGUGGGGCCUUACCCGUCCUACGCGGGGGGCGGGGGGUAUAUCUUCUCGGGGCCGCUAGCCCGCUGGCUCCACCUCAUCUCCCGACACAUCGCGUUCUAUCCCAUCGAUGACGUUUACACGGGCCUUUGCUUCCAAGCCCUGGGCAUCCUCCCCGAGGCGCACCCGGGCUUCCUGACCUUUGACAUCGCGGAAAAGGACCGCAGCGAUCCUUGCGUUCACAGCAGGCUGCUGCUGGUCCACCGCCGCAGCCCCCAACAGACCUUCCAGCUGUGGAAGCAGAUCACAGACCCGAACCUCAGCUGCUGAACGAUGGGAGUCAGGAACAAUGGGUUCGAGACGCUUCCUGCCGAGCGCUGAAGGCGGACGGAGGCAGAUGUUGCGCAGCCUUCUGUGUCUUUGUUGGACAUGAGGACCUCCGGUGUGCAGUUGAGGGAGGGAACGGCCUCCUUGAAAAGUCUGUGUGCGGAAAAGGGCAGAUCUGAGUGGCGGCGCCACUCCACUGCCUUCGUAUUCUGCUUGGGCGCUUCCUAGAGGCGGGGCCAGAUACGAAUACUGGGUCAGAGGGGCACCUCUCCUUAGGUUUCUGUUUUAUGUCUGCUCUGGGGUGGCAGCAUGGAGAGGGGAGAGGCUGGCCGGUGGCGCAGCGGGCAGCCCGGUAGAAAGCAGAGGACCAGAGGGGCGUUUUUCUGAGGAGUCGUUCGGAAAGGGUGGUAUCGCAGUGGCAGAGGACACGUCUGGCUGCGUCAAGGCCCACCUUCAAUCUCUUCGACUGGGGGUGGGGCCCUUUACUGCCAAAGGUCUGCAUUCUCUUCCGUGCCAUCUUCUGAGGGGCCGCAUGCUGGCGGUAGGCGUGGCCAGAGGUACAAGUGGGUGGAGCAAUGGGUGUAAAUUUGGCCUUUGUACAGGAGGCAGGUUUCUACACCAACAGACGCCGCCUAUCCUCCUCCUGGACAAGCAAAAGGUGUGAUCGGAGUUCAAGGAGACAUUUGUGGAAUCAUGGGAGAGUUGGAAGGGACCCCGAGGGUCAUCUAGUCCAACCCCCUGCAAUGCAGGAAUCUCAACGAAGGCAUCCAUGACAGGUGGCCAUCCAUCUUCUGCUUAAAAGUCUCCAAGGAAGGAGGGUCCACCAUCUUCCAAGGGAGACGGUUGCACUGUUGGAACAGCCGUUUGGGGUGUGAAAAAUGGCCAAAGUAGGGUAUGGCUUGGAGACGGGGUAUGACCAAAGGAGAGUUCUUCCUGGUGU